Molecule: messenger RNA, 795 nt
Organism: Hibiscus syriacus
Lineage: Eukaryota; Viridiplantae; Streptophyta; Magnoliopsida; Malvales; Malvaceae
Product: ankyrin repeat-containing protein BDA1-like
Exons: 3
Coding region: 1-795 (264 amino acids)
Molecular function (GO): protein binding
Source: RefSeq, a predicted model, not a curated record
AUGGGAAUGCUUUCAGGAAAUGCUUUCAGGCUUUUUGAGGAUGUGGAGUUUGUGGACACCCCUUUAAACAUUGCUGCAGAACAAGGGUGCAUUCGGUUCGCCAUGGAGAUAAUGAACCUCAAGCCAUCAUUUGCUCGGAAACUGAACCAAGAUGGCUUCAGCCCCAUGCACCUUGCGGUUAAAAAAGGGCAUAUAGAGAUGGCGUUGCGUUUCAUGGAAAUGGAUAGAGAUGUUGUUCGUGUUAAGGGGAAGAGUGGUAAGACUCCUUUGCACUUGAUAAGAAAACUUGGAAACCACCAUGGUCUGUUGGAUAGACUUCUAGAGGUUUGCCCUGAGAGUGUUCUAGAUGUUACAACUAAGAACCGCACUGCUUUGCAUAUUGCAACCAAAAACAAGAGACUGGACGUUCUUCAAGUCCUAAUUCGAUGUCUUCAAAAGAAAGACAAAGACAAAGACUAUUAUCGGCAAGUGGUGAACCGGAAAGACGAAGAAGGCAAUACUAUGCUCAGAAUACUAUUAGACUGCAAGGCUUAUAAGCAUGCCACCAAUCAGGCUGGUUGGACGGCACUGGAUGUUGCAAUAGGGCAAAACAACAGAGAAAACAUCAGUAUUUUGCGGGGUUGCUGGGAAGACCGCAAUGCUGUACUAGUAAUUUUAGGACUGCUUCUUACCGUAACUUUUCAAGCCGCUCGUAGCCUGCCCGGUGGAGUCUUGCAGGGUGAAAGUUCCUCAAAGUCCAAAGGGUUGUAUGAUCGAAGUGCAUUGGGGGAAUCAUGUUGGAAACUAAACGAGUAA